Messenger RNA from Cucurbita moschata (crookneck pumpkin), 3960 nucleotides. Its product is annotated as type I inositol polyphosphate 5-phosphatase 12-like. Bases 295 to 3693 code for a protein of 1132 amino acids. Lineage: Eukaryota; Viridiplantae; Streptophyta; Magnoliopsida; Cucurbitales; Cucurbitaceae. The record is from RefSeq and is a predicted model, not a curated record. Gene Ontology annotation, molecular function: protein binding; phosphatase activity. The transcript has 10 exons. Gene Ontology annotation, biological process: phosphatidylinositol dephosphorylation.
GGAGGCAGUUCGGGUCCGUUGGUGAAAACAAUACUGUCCAAAGGAUUCAGGGAUGCUCCGCCUCGCUUCCCGCUCUUCCUCUUUUAUGUGCAGAAUCGUUCAAUUCUCUUCCAUUUUCCAUGUUUCAAUUCCAACAAUCCUUCUCUUUCUCUCACCCUUCUUUCGGAUCAUCCUUUGGAUUUUGUACAAUUUUCUCGUUUCCCCAAAUUCCCAUUCCAAUCUUGUUUUUCCGCGUUUUCUUUCAGACCCAUUUCGAGAUUUUUGCUGUAAUCGAGCUAGAUUUUCACCUCUGUAAUGGAUGAUCAGUUUGAAGAUGAUGAACGGGAGGCAUUGGCGGUGUUGAGCCCUGUUCCUCCUCCUCGGAAAUCUCAUUCUUACAGCCAGCCGCUUCGAGCUGGAUCCGAUCAGAAGCAUCAUCAGCUUCGGAAGCACAGUUUUGAUGAGGAUCAGAUUCCGAAGCCUAUGGACUCGUAUUUGGAUUCUUCUGAUGAUGAUUUUAUGCCCUAUUCGAUGUCGUCGGCUAUUGAAAGUGAGGAGUUUCUCUCCCAGAGGUUGGAUCAGAAUCUCUGUAUGGACGGCGGCGGAGGUCUCGAGGAUUCGCGGCAACCUCAGGCAUUGGCGGAGUUCGUUGGGAGCGGUGGCUCGACGGGGGUUUUUAAGGUUCCGAUUCGUGCCUCUGUUCAUCCUGGCCGCCCGACGUGCCUGGAGUUGAGGCCGCAUCCAUUGAGGGAGACACAGAUGGGGAAAUUUUUGAGGAACAUUGCGUGUACAGAGACUCAGCUGUGGGCUGGGCAGGAAUGUGGGGUGCGGUUUUGGAACGUUGAGAAUGCUUAUGAACCUGGUAGUGGAUUGGGUGGGAGGGUGAGGAGGGGCGAUGAGGAUGCUGCCCCUUUUUAUGAAUCCACCAACACCUCGCCCACCAUGUGUUUGAUUAUUGACAAUGGGAACAGAUUGGUGUGGACUGGGCAUAAGGAUGGGAAGAUCAGAUCAUGGAAGAUGGAUCAGUCUUUGGAUGAUAUGCCUUUCAAGGAAGGGCUUUCAUGGCAAGCUCAUCGGGGUGCUGUUCAUUCCAUGACCCUAACUUCUUAUGGUGACUUGUGGUCGGGUGGUGAGGGCGGUAUUAUUAAGGUCUGGCCUUGGGAAGCAAUUGAAAAAUCUCUUUGCCUUUCGUCCGGGGAAAGGCAUAUGGCUGCUUUACUCGUGGAGAGGUCGUAUAUUGACCUCAGGAGUCAAGUAACAGUCAAUGGUGUCUGUAGUAUAUCUUCUCAAGAUGUUAAGUGCGUGUUAUCUGAUGAAGUUAGAGCCAAAGUUUGGUGUGCUGGGGCUCUAUCAUUCUCACUGUGGGAUGCUCAAACAAAGGAGCUUGUAAAAGUUUUUAAUAUAGAUGGUCAGACUGAGACUCGAGUUGAUAUGCUACAAGCCCCUCAAGAUCAAUCAGUGGAAGAUGAAAUGAAAGUAAAAUUUGUAUCCACAGCCAAAAAAGAAAAAUCACAGGGCUUUCUCCAAAGGUCACGCAAUGCCAUAAUGGGAGCUGCAGAUGCUGUUCGUCGGGUUGCAAAGGGAGCAGGGGCAUUUACAGAAGAUAUCAAGAGAGUCGAGGCAAUAUUGCUGGCCAAGGAUGGGAUGAUUUGGAGUGGAUGUACAAAUGGCAUGUUAGUGCAGUGGGAUGGAAAUGGAAACCGGUUGCAAGAUUUUAACCAUCACCCUUAUGCUGUUCAGUGCUUUUGUGCUUUCGGGACACGGAUGUAUGUGGGUUAUGUGAGCGGAGUUAUCCAAAUAGUGGAUCUUGAGGGGAACCUAGUUGCAGGAUGGGUUGCUCAUAGUAGUCCUGUGCUGAAAAUGGCUGUGGGUGCAGGAUAUGUUUUUAGCUUGGCUAGUCAUGGUGGAAUUCGUGGCUGGAACAUGACUUCUCCAGGACCUAUUGAUAACAUAGUACGGACCGAACUGGCUGCCAGAGAGGCGUCAUACACAAGAAAACAGAAUAUCAAAAUGCUGGUUGGCACAUGGAAUGUUGGACAAGGAAGAGCUUCUCAUGAAGCAUUGAUGGCGUGGUUGGGUUCGACUGUCUCGGAUGUUGGCAUUGUUGUUGUUGGAUUGCAGGAAGUAGAGAUGGGUGCAGGUUUCCUUGCCAUGUCUGCAGCAAAAGAAACAGUAGGACUUGAAGGCAGUGCAGUAGGACAAUGGUGGAUCGAUACCAUUGGAAAGGCCUUGGAGGAAGGGACGAUUUUUGAACGCAUGGGUUCCAGGCAGCUGGCUAGCUUGCUUAUUUCUCUUUGGGUGAGGAAAAGUGUUAGAAUGAAUGUUGGAGAUGUUGAUGCUGGAGCCGUUCCUUGUGGUUUUGGUCGUGCAAUCGGUAAUAAGGGAGGUGUAGGUUUGAGAAUCCGAGUCUAUGAUAGGAUAAUAUGCUUUGUGAACUGUCACUUGGCUGCACACUUGGAAGCAGUAAACCGUCGUAAUGCCGAUUUUGAUCACAUCUUUCGAAACAUGGUCUUCAACCGAUCAUCUAACCUUCUAAAUAAUGCAGCUGGUAUGGUGCCAUACCUGUUUUUGUCUUGCUCUCUUGCCUUCUCCACAUACUUAUUUUGGCUGCUUUACUUUUCUGGCUUGCCGUUCGCCCUCUCUAUUGCAGCUGGUGUCUCGACUGCUGUUCAUACGCUUCGAGCUACAAAUGUUGCUGCUGUCAAUCCUGAAGAACCAAAACCCGAGUUAUCUGAUGCAGACAUGGUUGUAUUUCUGGGUGAUUUUAAUUACCGGCUCUUUGGCAUUUCGUACGAUGAAGCCCGGGACUUCGUUUCCCAGAGAUGCUUUGAUUGGCUUAGAGAAAAGGAUCAGCUUAGGGCUGAGAUGAAAGCUGGAAGAGUUUUCCAAGGCAUGCGUGAGGCACUCAUUAGAUUUCCUCCAACAUACAAGUUUGAAAGGCAUCGACCAGGCCUAGCAGGAUACGAUUCUGGCGAGAAGAAACGUAUUCCUGCCUGGUGCGACCGAGUAAUAUAUCGUGACAAUCGUUCAUCUCCCAUGUCAGAAAGCACUUUAGAAUGCCCUGUAGUAUCAUCUAUUUUAUUGUACGAGGCCUGCAUGGAAGUGACCGACAGCGAUCACAAACCCGUUAGAUGUAAAUUUAACCUUCAGAUUUCCCAUGCUGAUAGGUCAGUGAGGAGAAAAGAGUUCGGAGAUAUUAUAAAAUCUAACGAGAAAGUGAGAUCUAUUUUCGAAGAGUUAUUAUACGUUCCCGAAACCAUUGUCAGCACCAACAGUAUAGUUCUACAAAAUCAGGAGUCAUCUGUUCUCUGCAUAACCAAUAAAUGCGUGAAAGAUGUGGCUACUUUCAAAAUUAUCUCAGAGGGACAAUCUUCUAUCAAGGAUGAAGGUGAUCAGCGCGAUUAUCUUCCAAGAGGCGCUUUUGGCUUUCCUCGGUGGCUUGAGGUAUCACCAGCUGCCGGAAUAAUCAAACCCGAACAAGCUGUCGAGAUAUCGGUACACCAUGAAGAAUCCCAUACCCUAGAUGAGUUUGUUGAUGGCAUCCCACAAAACUGGUGGUCCGAAGACACACGAGACAAGGAAGUUAUGUUAACUGUCAUCAUACGAGGAAGUUGCUCGACCCGAUCAGUCAAUCACCAAGUCCGUGUGCGCCAUUGCUUCUCAAACAAGACGGUUCGUGUCGACCCUAAGUCCAGCAGUACUAAAAAAUCUUAAAAAAAAGAUUCUUUGAUUCACUGGCAAUUCUUUUCUGAUUUGGUCCAUAAAAUAGCUUCCUAUGCUCAGAUUGUUUUGCAAUGUUAGUUAACCUCAGUAUGCAUGUAUAUGUAAAUAGCCUGGCAACUGUUUUAGCCAUCAUAGUAGAGGUGGCUGAAGAUCAAGGUCUUCAGAUUCUUUCCAGUCCAAAGAUACUGUAAUUUGUAGAUCAUUUCUUCAAGAAUGUACAAAGAAAUUCUACAUGCAUACAACUGGUUAUCUGCUCAA